This is a messenger RNA of Cyprinus carpio (common carp), 667 nucleotides long. Its product is annotated as histone H4. The record is from RefSeq and is a predicted model, not a curated record. Gene Ontology annotation, biological process: nucleosome assembly. Gene Ontology annotation, cellular component: nucleosome. Lineage: Eukaryota; Metazoa; Chordata; Actinopteri; Cypriniformes; Cyprinidae. Gene Ontology annotation, molecular function: DNA binding; protein heterodimerization activity; structural constituent of chromatin.
AGUUUUCUCAUAUUUGAUUUCGUCACUCGACUGAAUCAGAGCUCAUCUUGAUCAUGUCUGGAAGAGGUAAAGGCGGUAAAGGACUCGGGAAAGGAGGCGCUAAGCGUCAUCGUAAAGUUUUGCGUGAUAACAUCCAGGGAAUCACCAAACCCGCCAUUCGUCGUCUCGCUCGCCGCGGCGGAGUCAAGCGCAUCUCCGGCUUGAUCUACGAGGAGACCCGCGGGGUACUGAAGGUGUUCCUGGAGAACGUGAUCCGCGACGCCGUCACCUACACCGAGCACGCCAAGAGAAAGACCGUCACCGCUAUGGACGUUGUGUACGCGCUCAAACGACAGGGACGCACCUUGUACGGCUUUGGAGGAUAAACGCCUUCAAAUCAGGAGAACAAACCCAACGGCUCUUUUAAGAGCCACCCACACUCACACAUAAAGAGAUAAUCUUACUGUUUUAUGUGAAAACUGACACUUAAUAUUGUUCGUCUAUUUUGAAAAGUGAAACCAGUUUAAUGUUGGUGUGUACCUUGCACCGAGAAUCUACAUCUUUUCAUAAUUUUGAGCCGAAAACGGGUUCUUAUUUUUAAAAAUACUUAAAAUAAUGUUAACGUUACCAGAACAAAUUCUUCAUAUCUGAAAACAUAACUGGCAUUAAAGCUGUUGUUCUGAUUUUG